GAAACACACACAUGGAUGGAUUGGCUUGUCACAACCGAAAAUCUAACCAAAUAUCUACCAAAACCAAAAAUCCCUCUCCUCUCUCUUACAUACACAAUCUCAACUCCUCCAACCUUUUGUGAAAGAAAGAGAGAGAUGGGUACGAUAAACCAAGGAGUAAGUUUGUUCGAUGAGCCACAAAACAUCAUAAACCCUAAUGAUACUAACAAUCUAGGUUUCUUUUUCUCUUUACCUAGUCACACAUUAUCUUCGUCAUCUUCUCCUUCUUCUCUUGUGUCUCCAUUUCUAGGUCAUCACUCCUUCAACUCAUUCAUUCAGAACAACUCCCCUUCCUUUGUAACUCAUCCUCAACAUCCCAUCAAUCCCAUGGCGAAUUUACCAGAAACUCUAAUCUCGAUCUCCUCUUUAGCCUCAUUAAAACAAAGGCAUGAUCAUGGUGAUAUUGCUAACCUUGAUCAGGAUCGUCUUACCGGUGGUAAAUCAUCCCAAAGACUGUCUUUAAAUCCAUGGGCAUGGAGUAGUCAAGCAGGAUACGAAUACAACAAGAAAAACAACCAUGGAAGUGAGAUUGAUGUUGAUCGUAAUAUUAAUGAUGAUGUUGGUGAUGGUGAUGGCAUUAAUGAUGAUGAUCAUCAUCAACAUCAUGAGACUCGUCAUCAAAAAAUUAACACAUCACCGUUGGGAAUGGUGUCCACUCUGAAGAUGAAGAAGCCUAAGACAAGAAGAAAGGUGAGGGAGCCUCGAUUUUGCUUCAAGACACUAAGCGAUGUUGAUGUCUUAGAUGAUGGAUAUAGAUGGAGAAAAUAUGGCCAGAAAGUUGUCAAGAACACUCAACAUCCCAGGAGCUAUUACAGAUGCACACAAGACAAGUGUAGAGUGAAGAAAAGAGUGGAAAGAUUAGCAGAUGAUCCAAGAAUGGUAAUCACGACUUACGAAGGAAGACAUCUUCACUCUCCUUGUAAUCAUCUCGACGAUGACUCUCUCUCCUCCUCUCACCACUCUCCUCUCUCCAACUUCUUCUGGUGAUGUUGUAUUUUCUUAAUCAAAAAUUGUUCCAUCGUGCCUCACUGCCUCGAUUUAAUCAUCGCUAUAUUAAUCAAUACCUUCAUGAAAGAAAACACAAUAAUAACUACAUAUUUGUUCUCGUUUGGAAAAGGUAGGAUGAUGUUUUAUAUGUAUAAUGUUCGUGUGGUGGUUUAGGUUUGUCUCUUGUAUGAUGAUUAAUGUACCCUUUUCAAUCUGAUAUAUAUGUGAAUGUGUCCGGAGGGCGGAUACAACUUGCUAUUUUUCUGAAAUUAUUGGAAGUUUCAAACUUUGUA
Raphanus sativus (radish) is the source of this 1319-nucleotide messenger RNA. Its product is annotated as probable WRKY transcription factor 13. Gene Ontology annotation, molecular function: DNA-binding transcription factor activity; sequence-specific DNA binding. The record is from RefSeq and is a predicted model, not a curated record. NCBI's taxonomy places the organism in Eukaryota, Viridiplantae, Streptophyta, Magnoliopsida, Brassicales, Brassicaceae. Gene Ontology annotation, biological process: regulation of DNA-templated transcription.